Vicia faba (fava bean) is the source of this 960-nucleotide messenger RNA. The record is from the annotation of a GenBank genome assembly. Lineage: Eukaryota; Viridiplantae; Streptophyta; Magnoliopsida; Fabales; Fabaceae.
AUGUACAGUCCAUACCAAAAGGCUCGUCGUCCAUUGCAGCUUAUUCAUAUCGUUCAAUUCGGUGGUGCAACAAGUGAAGGUUCUGUUACAUCAACAUCAAGCAAAGAUUCUGGUGCAUCAACAUUCACUGCACAUGGACUUUCUGGAGAUGAUGGUGCAUUGACAUCAACUGGACAUGGAUUUUCUGGAGAUGAUGGUUCAUUGACAUCAACUGGACAUGGAUUUUCUGGAGAUGAUGGUGCAUUGACAUCAACUGGACAUGGAUUUUCUGGAGAUUAUGGGGUAUCAACAUCAACUGGACAUGGAUUUUCUGGAGAUGAUGGUGCAUUGACAUCAACUGGACAUGGAUUUUCUGGAGAUGAUGGGGCAUCAACACCAACUGCAGAUUCUGGUGCAUUGACAUCAACUGGACAUGGAUUUUUUGGAGAUUAUGGGGCAUCAACAUCAACUGGACAUGGAUUUUCUGGAGAUGAUGGGGCAUCAACAUCAACUUCAGAUUCUGGUGCAUCAACUGCAGAUUCUGGUGCAUCAUCAUCAACUGAAGAUGAAUUUUAUGGACCAGCUGGUGCAGCAGCUUUGAUACUUGUAAAAGAUGUUGAGGACAGAGACGAACAUGCAGUUGUGAUGCACCGAUUUCGCCAAGGGUUGGGAAAUCAAACAAUUAAUGUUGCUGACUAUCGUGGAUUAAUCUUAGGACUCGCGGAAGCGAUAAGGAAAGGAUAUACGAAGAUCAUUGUCCAAGGAAACUCUGAACUUGUUAUCAAUCAGUUUCAAGGUAUUUGGGAAAUCCACGAGCCGGAACUAUGGAUUUUAUGUGAUGAGGCUUUGUUGCUACGUAAUAGCUUUGAAUCAUUUUCCAUCAAUCACAUUGAUGAGAACUUAAGCAGCACUGUUGAUGCAGAAGCAGUUCAAGCCAUUUCUCUACAAGAUGGUGAAGUUGAAGAAGAACCACCCCUUUAG